AAGUGCCUCUUGGUCCCAUUAAAGAGUCAUCUGUCUUUCAGUGAAGUCUAUUCUCUGAAUUCGUUUUCUUAACUUUUAGUUUGUUGAACGAAAUUCUGAACUUUCUCAUUGUUUCAGUACAACAAUCAACUUUAUAAAGAAUAAUGGAUGUUUGGCUACAACCGGUGUUUAAAGAUCUCAAUGAAAACAAAAAGUUCUCCGAUUGUCGUAUAUUGGUGGAGGACAAAUCUUUUGAUUGCCACAAGUUAAUUUUAGCCAGUGCAUCGGAGUUUUUCGAACGCAUGUUUUUGAGUGAUUUCAAGGAAUCCAAAUUGGGCGAAUAUCGCGUGAAUGAUGUGAAACUGGAAACAUUCUCAAAGUUCCUCGAUUAUGUGUACACCUACAGCAGGGAAGUUUUGGAAGAUUGUACAAACUCUUUGCUAAUAGAGCUAAUCAUUUGUGGCUCCGCCUGGCUUGUGAAGUCUAUUGUCGUCGUCUGCGGAGAUAUCCUCGUGACUAGGGCACCAAAAAUGGUGAUCGGCGACCUGAUUCAGCUUUUCCGGCACGGUCAAAUAUUGCACCAAAAGAACUUAAUCGCUGUAUCUGUUAACAACUUAAGGACGCGAUACGCGACCCACUUGAACUGCUACGACGCACUAUGCUUGGAGUCAGAAGUCUUCAAGGAGUACACUAUUUUAACCGGAGACUACUUGCCCGAGAUCGAUCGAUUCAGGAUGAUCGAAGCAUACGUAAACUUACAUGGAUUGAUCCACAAUGUUGCGGUUGAUCCUUUGGAGCCCGUCGAAGACGAUAAGAAAAAUGCAUCUGAUAGUAGUGCGGUCAUCGUGAUGAAACUUAAAGAGUGCGAUGAAAAAGCAUCGGAAGCUGAUAACAAGCCGGGAACUUCCAUCAAAACUUCCGUUAACAAUAAGGAAGAGCUUGACAAGAUAAAACUACACAGCAAAUAUGUAAAAACUCUUCUGGGCUAUAUUAAGUACAAUAAGAUUUCUAAAAGGAGUUUUACGGAUAAAAUUGGCAAGUCUGAUUUGUUAACCCCAGAAGAAAAAUACGAAAAACUCUAUUUAACUUACUAAAGCAGUUUUAAAAUUUAAAAACCAAAUACUUAUAUCAUUUGUUUUCUAUUCAAUAUAACAUAUAUUUUAAAAUGAACAAAAUAUCGUAGAAUGGAAAAGAAUAUAGAAUUUUUUCUUUAAUGAAUCUCAGCCUUCGGUUAUGCUUACUUUGACAAGAAUCAAUAUUGUUCUUUAAUAUGAAAAUUAAUAAAAGUUCCCAAUUUGAAUUGCUUA
This is a messenger RNA of Drosophila eugracilis, 1286 nucleotides long. RefSeq lists its product as uncharacterized. Bases 144 to 1073 code for a protein of 309 amino acids. Gene Ontology annotation, cellular component: cytoplasm. The record is from RefSeq and is a predicted model, not a curated record. Gene Ontology annotation, biological process: proteasome-mediated ubiquitin-dependent protein catabolic process; regulation of proteolysis. The transcript has 4 exons. NCBI's taxonomy places the organism in Eukaryota, Metazoa, Arthropoda, Insecta, Diptera, Drosophilidae. Gene Ontology annotation, molecular function: ubiquitin protein ligase binding.